Messenger RNA from Aspergillus niger, 447 nucleotides. RefSeq lists its product as uncharacterized. Lineage: Eukaryota; Fungi; Ascomycota; Eurotiomycetes; Eurotiales; Aspergillaceae. Gene Ontology annotation, biological process: positive regulation of helicase activity; mitochondrial DNA replication. Gene Ontology annotation, molecular function: single-stranded DNA binding. Gene Ontology annotation, cellular component: mitochondrial nucleoid. Bases 1 to 447 code for a protein of 148 amino acids. The record is from RefSeq and is a predicted model, not a curated record. The transcript is spliced from 3 exons.
AUGUCUGCCAUUGCCUCAGCGCUGCGCCCUACCCUCCGCGCCUCCUCCGGCGCCGCCCUGUCCACGCGUUCCUUCAGCUCUUCCUCAUCCCGUUCCAUUGCUCGUAUCAUGAUUACGGGUCGUCUGGCUGGCCAACCCGAGGUGCAGGCCACCGCUUCUGGCCAAGAAGUCAUCAGAUACACCGUGGCCUCUAACCAGAACUCGAAGGAUAAGCGCCCGCCGAGCUUCUUCAAGGUGUCGGCCUUCAGUGAGGGAAACCAGCGCGAGUUCAUCACCAACUUGCAGACGGGUACUCUUGUGUUUGUCGAGGGAGACGCGACCAUGCGCCAGUGGGAGAACGCAGAGGGCAAGAAGCAGACGGCCCUGAACAUCACCCAGCGCGCUCUUGAGGUCCUCAAGCGUCCAUACAACCCUGAAGCCUUCUCUGAGGAGCAGCAGCAGGAGUAG